Messenger RNA from Clonostachys rhizophaga, 2094 nucleotides. The record is from the annotation of a GenBank genome assembly. Lineage: Eukaryota; Fungi; Ascomycota; Sordariomycetes; Hypocreales; Bionectriaceae.
AUGGAUGCCGACCGUACGCGACAUACCUGCCACUGUGGCAAGAGUUUCUUUCGCAGGGAGCACCUACGAAGACACCAGGCCACGCACGGCGAGCGUCAGCAUGUCUGCUCGAUCUGCCAACGCCCCUUUACUCGAAGCGACUUGUUAAAACGCCAUCUGGCCACGCACACUGCUUCGGAGCAGGGCCCAUUGAGGACGGUGCAGGCUUGUGAUGCCUGCUACGAAAACAAGACGAAAUGUGAUGGCGGGGAACGAUGUUCUCUUUGCACUAAACGUGGCAUCACAUGUAUCAUUUCGCGCGGCAGACCCUCAAACCAGAAGGCGGGACCUAUAGAAGAGGAGGACGCCAUUACUUCAGAGGAUGCAGGCGAUAUUUACGAGGUGAAUAAUGUUCAAGAGUGUCACGACACAUCCGCGAAACAGAGGUCUUUUCUUGACGAAGAAACGUCUCACCUCACCAGCGAUAGCCUAGCACGGGCUGGAAUGAGCCAAAUUCUCGAUCUUUUACGAGCAGCCUCUGCAGGCAAAGACAGCCCCACGCUAUCUGUCUCUGACCCUGUCAAGCAGUGGGUUUCAUCGUGUGCUGAGACCUACUUUGGAUCAUUUCACGAUCGAUGGCCUCUUAUCCACGCUCCUCUAUUUGAUGAAACAGAAGACAACCUGUUCAUCGUUUCUGCCGUUGUCAUGAUCGGUUAUAUCCUGCGCGAUGAAGAUUCGAGCGUUCGCGAUUUAGCCCUCGAGGUUCACAGUCACUUACAUGGCUACUGCCUAAAAUCUCUUACUGCACCGCAAGACGAGGAUCUAGAAUGCUCCGUUUGGCCUUAUGAGACUUAUCAGCUCGCGCUCCUCAAUGUCAUCGCAGCAUUAGAAUUUGGGAAGCCAAGCGUUAUUCGGAAUGCAAACAGACUUCUAAGCUUCAUCAUUAUAUCUAUGCGAGAGAAAGGCAUAUUUAGCGCUGAAUCUGUGGAACAUCACCAAUCUAAGCAUUUCCCUGGGACUUUUGGCCCUUGGAUAUACAUGGGGCGUGACCGAUGGAGAUGGCAAGCCUCAGUAGUUCUUCAACUAGAUGCGUACAUGUCACUAUUUACCUCCCACCCUCCAUGUCUGAGGCUCAAGGAGCUUGAUCUUGGCUUGCUCGCCACAUACACCCUCCGUAACACGCACGGACUGGAUGUGUUCUUCCAACGCGUGCCUUAUGAGCCAAAGGACAGGCAACAGACAAAAAUCUCAGCUGUGGUACAAAACCCACAGGGACUACCCGCCUCAGGACCUUUAGUAGAAGACAUCCAAAUAGGCUUGUCCGGGAUUGUAACAAAGCUGUGGGUGUGGAGGCAAAACGUGCAACUUUCAUCCCCACUCUCACCUACCGAGGUUGAAGAGAGACUUCAGAUUGAGCUUGAGCUCAACGAGUGGGAAAGUAAGAUAUUUCAACUAUUUGAGUUAUUGCAAACCCCAGAGACCAACCCACAGGGAGUUUCGUUCCUUCUUCACGCCUAUACUGGUGAAGAAGAUCAAGGAAAAGACGGCUGGGAAGGACCAGUUGUGGCCAGAAUAUCUGAUCUUUUGCUCGACAUCUCCAUGUUUUAUUAUUGCCUCGGCCUGCACCUCUUUGCUGCUGAAGCUCCAGUCAUACACUAUGUCAGUGCCACGCCAACGGAGGAUGAUGCAAGGCGGACUCUGCUCUUAGAGUGGACGUCCUCAAUUUCAGCGAGACAGGCUAUAUCUUUCGCCGUGCGAGCGCUCCAAACAUGCGAAAGGACCUAUUCACAGAACCCCCAGACCAAUUUGGUUCUCAACCCGAUGACGAAGCUUUGUUUAACUACUGCAUGCGUCAUUUUUCACGCCUGGAUCACUAGCCCUCAUCGCAAUUGCACAUGCCACUUAGGCCAUGGCGUGACCAUGCCAACUGUCGACCUAAAUGAUAGAGAGGCUCGCCAACAAUGGAUUUUGAUGGGAGGUGCAAUAUCGGUGGAAGGUACCUCGUUAUGUAGUUGUGCGUCUAGCGUAUGGAUGGCUCGAUUUACUUCGGUUUUGGCCUGUGAUCCGCGCAUAUGGGAAUUCGGUAUUGAAGCGUUGCGUAAUAUAGGUACAUAG